UGUCUUGUUUAGGGGGGCAACACACACACACACACACACACACAAGGACUUCACGCAGCAUUGUGAGAAUUACAGUGUUGCACAUUAUCCAAGGGCUUAGGGACGAUAAAAUAUCGGACAGGAAGACAAAAUCCUAGUUCAUAUCUACAUCAGCAUACUACGUGGGCGCUGGAAACGACCACCGACAGACAACUGAUUAAAGUAAUCAUAUGGAAGCUGAAUGCUGUUCAUUUAGUGCAACAUCCACAACAGUCUGCAGAAAUUUACAUUCCACCGAGGAGGUGAAGUGGGUGUCUUUAUAUUCCAAAACUGCCCCAGCUUUAAGAAUGCAUCAUGAUGAAGUGUUAUGUAUCCUAAGAGGCACUGCAAGCCAGCUGUGAGGUUUCGUUGCCAAGGCAACUCAGACACCCACUCUACAGUGCUUGGCUCACACUUGCUGAGCAGGCACAUUGGUCAAGACCCACUAAAAGCAGCCGAACAUCAGGAGAGAGGGAAAGAAAGAGUAAGCUAAGUUUGGAAGGUUGCCUGAAUCAAGAAGAGCAGCUGUAGACACCCGCGGCUGGAUUUCACUACCAUUCUGAUGCACUGCACCCUCUCGGACUGACGGGUUUUCUCUGGCAGCAAACUGGCAGAGAGAAAGAGCUCACACAGGUGGACCAGCAGCGUCCCAGAGAUUAUAGAUUUGGAGAUUACAGGACGACAGCAGGUCAGGGUACAUUGCCUUUUUGAAAUCCGAGUUCUCCACUUCACCAAUUCCAUUAAGAGCUUUUUUUGUGAAAUUGGCAAGCGAGUCCUGAUCACAAACUCCACUAGCUGCUAGAAAGAUGCAGGGUUAACGAAAAUCAGAUGAAUCUUCAAGCUACUUUAAUCGAAGACACCGUAAAGAUCAAACGAAGUAACUUGCAGGAUACGCAACUACUGCCGAAUGAAUGAGAUGGAAAGAGUUUUGAGAGUGUUGUAGAACGUAAAGCUAUUCAAGAUGUUUGCAAAAGAGCUUCAUUACAAAACUGUGAUAAAACUCCACCCUUUUUCACCUCUUGCUGUGAAGUUCGACAUGGUGGCUUGCUAGACGGAUUGUACAGACGCGGACAAACCGGAUUACUGUGACAAACUUGGACUCAUAGAGGACUGUAAUGGAACAGACACGGAUGACAGCCUAGCUUGUCUGGCACUGGGAUGUUAAAACCACAGAGUGGGAUAUUCCUCCAACUGUCACUGCAGGGAUAAUAGAGCCAAUCACACACACGCCUACAAGCAGACAGAUUUUUAGAGGCGAAAGACUGGUGUAUGUGUGAACUGUGGCAGUAUAGACAGUUCAGAAGCGUGAAAGAGAGCGAAAAUAAAUAAAGAGCACUAAAAAGGCUCCACAGCAGUGGUGACACACAAAAAGAGAAAACCUGUCUCUCAGUACACAGAGUAGUACGGAGUCUAGUUUGGGCACGGUGGCAGGGGCCGGUUCAUGGCAGGGGGGUGGGCGUAUGCCGCCUUUGCCUCUGCAGCGAGAGGGACGCUUCGGCUUGGGAUGGAGUUGGGCCACAUGGGCUCGGGCUCAGAGGACAGGCGAGCUGAGAGCCUGGGUGCCUGCCGGAGUCGGACCUGUGGUGGCAGGAGAACGGGGGAGUAAACGAUGCUCCCUUCGCUUCUGCGUGGUCUUGGGAUCCCUUGCCCUCCUGUUCCUCACCUCACUCUUUUUCUCCUUGUCGCUGAGAGGAGGAGCCGGCUUGCCUUACUUGGAACCCCAGCGAUGGGAAGAGUCACGUAGAGUUAAGCUAGUGCCCAGCUAUACCGGAUCCCACCAGGUCAUCACAGCCGAGAGCUCUCAGCAGAAGACAUGUGCCUGCUCUCAGUGCGUGGGUGACCCAGGUGUUUCUGACUGGUUCGACGAGAACUAUGACCCGGACAUCUCGCCUGUGUGGAUUCGGGACAACCUCCAGCUGCCUCCAGAUGUGUACUACUGGUGGGUGAUGUUGCAACCUCAAUUCAAACCCCACAACAUCCAGCAAGUUCUACAGCGGAUGUUCCAAGUCAUUCCAGGCCAUUCCCCAUAUGGUUCAUGGGAUCCUGCCCGCUGUCUGCGCUGUGCUGUGGUGGGAAAUUCGGGGAACCUCCAGGGGGCAGGUUACGGUUCCGUGAUUGAUGGCCACAACUUCAUCAUGAGGAUGAACCUGGCUCCCACUGUAGGGUACGAAGAGGAUGCCGGCAGCCGUACCACACACCACUUCAUGUACCCAGAGAGUGCCAAAAACCUGGCGCCCAAUGUCAGCUUUGUGCUAGUACCCUUCAAGACUCUCGACUUGUUGUGGAUCACCAGUGCCCUCUCCACCGGACAGAUCCGCUUCACAUACGCUCCAGUGAAGCAGUUUCUGCGUGUGGAUAAAGACAAGGUUCAGAUCUUCAACCCAGCUUUCUUUAAAUACAUCCAUGACCGCUGGACUCGUCAUCAUGGCCGCUAUCCCUCCACUGGCAUGCUUGUGCUGUUCUUUGCUCUACACGUAUGUGAUGAGGUGAAUGUAUUUGGCUUUGGGGCAGACAGCAGGGGAAACUGGCACCACUAUUGGGAGCAGAACCGCUAUUCAGGAGAAUUUCGUAAAACGGGUGUCCAUGAUGCAGACUAUGAGGCCCAGAUCAUUGACAAGCUGACCAAAGCUGGCAAGAUCUCAGUCUUUCCUGGAAAGUGAAUCUGGGCACCAGGUGCAAAGAAAUGGAUCAACUGAUGGACUACCAUAAACAAAACCACCCAUUAUCCACUUGACUCACAUAGUGUGCUUGUUAAAUGUGACCAAGAAGUAAUUUCUCAUGAUCUUAUUACCUUUCUAUGCUGUCCUGAUUGGACAGUAUUCAGGGCAGCAUUCCCAUGAUGUGGUGGUUUUGAGAGGAGACACUAGUACUAAAUGUACUAAUGUGCUUUUCCUUGCAAGACUACCUCAACUAGGUCAAGGAACGUGACUUGGCAAGGACCACUAAUAUCUCACCACUAAAUAGCAUGUUAGAUAUAUGUACUGGGAAUGGAAUUGGCUUAUAUUUAUGUCUUUUGAGUAGUGAUGGGAACUCCUAUCUCAUGCCGAGGGCCCAUAGAUGAGUGGGACCAACGAUUACUAUACUGUAUCCUAGUACUCUAGCAGUUCUCUGUGAUUCAUUAAAGAGAUGGUUGACUCAAGUGAAAAUUGCCAUUUACCCUCAUCCUGUUCCAAACCUGUGUGAUUUAUGUUCUUCUGCAAAGCAGAGAAGAUAUUUUGAAGAAUGUUUGGACUGUUGAUGUCAGUGAGGUCAAUCGGUUCCAAAGUUGUCUUGCACCAUUGUCUUCACAGAAGGAAAAGUCAUACAGGUGUGGAAUUGAAUUAAAAGCUUGGACAUAGUGGCAGGUCAUUUCACUAGCAUGAUAGCGCAGCAGUUAGGCUCCUCACUCCACUAGGUGCAAGUGGUGUGGAAGUUACAUUCCUGCCUUUAGACCAAGCUUUUUGUUUUGAGAAAUUUUGUUUAGUAGUUCGUCUCUGAAAUGAUCACACUAUCAGUUUGCGAUCACUGUGUGCUCACAGCAGUAUGAACAUUUUUGUCUUUUUUGUUUAUUUAUGCUAAUUGUGUCUGAGUGCUGAUCGUUCCUCUGGUCUGAGGAGAAUGGGCGAAAACUCUACAGCAUUUUUUUCCAUCACCAUGUCCCUUUGCAAGCCCAGAGCUUCAGCCAAGUCGAAGUUUCAGGUGCAGUAGUUCUUUUUCAAAAUGAAGACAUCUUGGCUUUCAGUGUGUAAACGCGCACACGUUACAUGCUUGUGUGCCUUGUCCUCGCUUCUGGACACGUCCUCUCUCCAGAGCACAGCUAACCUCAUUAAAAGAUGCAUAAACGCAUGCUGUUAUUCCUUUAGUCUUCUUAUAGAGCAUUUCUUGACAUACAUUCACGCUAGCAUACAUCUGGGCUCUAAAAUAGGGCAUGGAUCGUCUACCCACCAGCUCUCCUCGACCCAAACAUGAUUCAUAUCUUCUCCUGCGCCACCAUUUCAUUCUCUUGUUCUGUCUGUUCUACUUUGAGCUAAGCUGAGCACCGUGCCUUUGGGAUCAGGUUGGGAAAAGCUUUCACCUGAAAACCUUCUCCCCUCUUGAUUUUAAGAGCUACCUACCUGCAUUCACUGUCAUUUCGGCUGAAAGUCGCUCUAAACCUUCAAAAAUCCAGACAUGUGGCACAUGUAUACAUUGUCUAUAAAUGUCUUGACUGUUGUAUACCAGUUGAAUAUGAAAUGCACAGGGCUGUAGUCAGUGGCUUUAUUAUAUUUAAGCCUAUUCUGAGGGAUUAUUGGGCUGGCCUCUCAUAGGGAGAAUAUUGAGAUGCGCAAUUGGUCACCAAAGAAUUGUGUUCCAUUACUAAUCCUCUUGUUUUUGUCGGAGGUUUAUGUAUUCAGAAAAUAUGGAUUAUGGAAAAUAAAUUGGCUUAUGGUGUUCUUGUAUUACUCUUAACAGUAUCCAUUAAUCCUAGACAUUUCUCUUCUUGUUUUUGUGCCAGAGGAGGAUUGUAGACUGCUGAGGGAUAUUCAGGCACACCUACUCAAACAAUUUUUGAAAGACUACAUUAUGUCCGUUCUCGGUUCUCUCCAUUUUAAAUGUUCUGUGGCCAAAUUGCAUGAUGAGAUCAAUUCCAAAUUGGCUUGUUUUCUUCUUUUAUGCUCUUCUUGCCAACAUUCUCCACACUAAAUUAUUGGUCUUUUGUAGAUCCUUAUCGUCACACUGAGAGAGCCUUUUCAAGGACUUUGUAUCAUCUUUUGCUGAAUUGUUUGCAGCCUUCAGCUUUACAUCGUAUUGUACAAAGUACUGAGUGAGAAAAAUAUUCCUGUUAAGACUGAACUGCUGUUUGUUUUUCUUUGCUGCUUUUUCCACUGUGCCUAAAGGAUAGCUGUUGAUUGAAAGAUGCAAUUUAAUUUUGUUUUCUUGACCUUUUUGAAAGGCUUUAUGUGGAUUCCCCUAUUCCAUUUGAAGAAAUAAUAAAAUGGCAGCAAAAACACUGACAUGAAGUUAAAAAUGAGACUACAGUAUUUAGACUCCACUUUCAAAUUAAUGUUCAAUUCUGUUCUUCAUGAAGGAACCCUUCAGCACAGACUGUACAUAUCCUCACUGUGCCACUGUGUUUGCUCUCAUUAACUUCUCUUUGGUGUUGAUUUAUAGUGACUCUUGGUCAGUGCUCUUUCUUUCACAACCUCAGUCUGUGUGUAAUUAUGGACCGUUUUCAUGCUACAGUAUGAAAUAAACAUGUUUAAAAAUGA
This is a messenger RNA of Carassius auratus (goldfish), 5246 nucleotides long. Its product is annotated as CMP-N-acetylneuraminate-beta-galactosamide-alpha-2,3-sialyltransferase 2-like. Bases 1479 to 2678 code for a protein of 399 amino acids. The record is from RefSeq and is a predicted model, not a curated record. Lineage: Eukaryota; Metazoa; Chordata; Actinopteri; Cypriniformes; Cyprinidae. Gene Ontology annotation, molecular function: beta-galactoside (CMP) alpha-2,3-sialyltransferase activity. Gene Ontology annotation, cellular component: membrane. Gene Ontology annotation, biological process: sialylation. The transcript has 8 exons.